Molecule: messenger RNA, 1141 nt
Organism: Rhododendron vialii
Lineage: Eukaryota; Viridiplantae; Streptophyta; Magnoliopsida; Ericales; Ericaceae
Exons: 6
Coding region: 318-890 (190 amino acids)
Source: RefSeq, a predicted model, not a curated record
AAAAACGAGAAUUAAAAGCUGGAGCGCCAAACGUGAUUUCACAAGGGCGAAAAUUGAAAGUUAGAUUUCACAAGGACGAGAAUUGAAAGUUAGAGCGCAAAGCGUGAUUUCACAAGAGCCAGUAGUCCAACCGAAGGAGUAUAGUAUUGUACUACUAUUUUUUUUGUUUUAGGUCUAAAGACUCUAAACCCAGAGGACGGUGGCGUAGAUUUACCAAAACACGAAGCCCUAGCUUUCAAUUUAGAAAACCCUAGCUUUCAUCCCCAAUCCUUCAACUCCCUCCUCGUGUAAAGUUCUAGUUGGAGCAUAAUCUGAGAAUGUUUAAGAACACUUUCCAAUCUGGUUUCCUCUCCAUUCUAUACAGCCUCGGGAGCAAGCCGUUGCAGAUAUGGGAUAAAGAGGUUGUCAACGGCCACGUUAAACGACCACAAGACGAAGACAUACAAUCAAACGUCCUGGAAAUUGUAGGGUCAAAUGUCCAGUCAACUUACAUUACUUGCCCCGCAGAUCCAGCUGCAACACUUGGUAUAAAGCUACCAUUCUUGGUCAUGAUUGUGAAAAACCUGAAGCAGUACUUCACAUUUGAGAUUCAAGUGCUGGAUGACAAGAAUGUCAGGCGACGUUUCCGUGCUUCUAAUUUUCAAGCUGUGACUCGAGUGAAACCAUUUAUUUGCACAAUGCCCUUGAGGAUGGAUGAGGGAUGGAAUCAAAUCCAGUUGAAUCUUGCUGAUUUUACCAGACGAGCCUAUGGAACCAACUAUGUCGAGACAUUGCGGGUUCAGGUUCAUGCAAACUGCCGCCUGAGAAGGAUCUAUUUUGCUGACCGCCUUUAUUCAGAGGAGGAACUCCCACCAGAAUUCAAAUUGUACCUUCCGAUGCAGAAACCAUGAUGCUUUUGUGGAACUCGCUGAACUUGUUUGGACGAUCUGUUGGUGUUUUCGUCGUAACCAUCAAUCGAAUAGUUUAAGAAGUUGAUAGAGUCGCUGUUUAUGCAAAAAGCGGAACGCUUGUAGAACAUCUAUUUAUGGUCCAGAUUAUUCCAGUGGUUGAAUAAGGAUAGUAAGAACCUGAGAAAGAAAUUCUGGAUUACGUACUCAUCUUUACCUAAAACAGGAGGAUAAAAUCCUGAAUUGGGUACUAA